Molecule: messenger RNA, 4134 nt
Organism: Penicillium macrosclerotiorum
Lineage: Eukaryota; Fungi; Ascomycota; Eurotiomycetes; Eurotiales; Aspergillaceae
Exons: 2
Coding region: 1-4134 (1377 amino acids)
Biological process (GO): nucleoside metabolic process
Molecular function (GO): protein binding; catalytic activity
Source: RefSeq, a predicted model, not a curated record
AUGGCCUGUCCUCCGCGAGAUGCUUUCCAAAUUGGCUGGAUCUGUGCUCUUCCAAUCGAGGCUGCAGCCGCCGCCGAAAUGCUAGAUGAGCACUUUGGGAUUCUUGAGGAGCAAGAUGCAGCGGAUUCGAAUACCUAUACGUUGGGCCGAAUCGGCAAACAUUACGUCGUGAUCGCCUGUCUCCCUGUAGGCCAGUACGGAACCACCUCCGCCGCUACGGUCGCAAAUAACAUGCUUCGAUCCUUCUCCAAGUCACUUCGAAUCGGACUGAUGGUCGGCAUUGGGGGUGGAAUUCCUUCGGCUACUCAUGAUAUCCGCCUUGGUGAUGUUGUGAUUAGCAGUCCCCAGGCUACUUGUGGUGGGGUGAUUCAAUAUGAUAUGGGCAAGAUUGUUUUAAAUGGUGAAUUUGAACGAACUGGCUUGUUGAACAGUCCGCCAAGGGCACUAUUGACUGCAGUGGGUACAAUGAGAGCUGCCGGACUAAGGGACGACCCCCACUACCCGGAAUAUCUCCGACGCGCAAUCGGAAGAACCGCUCGAACUCGAAGAAAUUUUAGCCGGCCUUCUGCACAGUCCGAUCGACUCUUUCGGGCGACAUGUGAUCAUCCCACUAGUGCGAGCAGCUGUGAUGAAUGUCUAGUGGAAUGGGAAGAGACUAGAGAUGAACGCGAAGAUGAUGAUCCACAACCCCACUAUGGCAUAAUUGCUUCUGGUAACAAGGUCGUCAAGCACGGGCGGACAAGAGAGCAACUUCGUUUGGAGACCGGAGCAUUAUGCUUCGAAAUGGAGGCAGCUGGUCUGAUGUUGGACUUUCCCUGCAUUGUCAUCCGCGGCAUUUGUGACUAUGCCGACUCGCACAAGAACAAGGAAUGGCAGGGAUAUGCUGCCCUAGCAGCCGCAGCUUAUACCAAAGAGCUACUAGGCUAUGUCCCUGUUGGUCAUGUUUCACAAGAGAGCUUGGUAGUAGAUAUAUGCAACGGGUUAAAGGCCGAAAUCAAAGGCACAAAUCAACGCCUAGACCAUGCAUACCGUCAACAAGAAGAACAUCAUCGCGAGAGGGUUACGUUUGCUUUGACGGACCAGCAACACCGCUGUCAUCAAACAUUCAAGGUAUCAACUUAUGAGGAGCAAAAGAACAUCAAUCCCAGAAAAGAGGAAGGAACCUGCCUAUGGGCUCUACAGAGUCCUGAGUACACUCGUUGGUCGGAGAGCAGCUGCAACGAUCUUCUCUGGGUGUCGGCCGACCCAGGCUGUGGGAAGUCUGUACUGUCCCGAUCGAUAAUCGAAGACUGCUUAGAAACUUCCUGUCCAGAAGUGACAAUCUGUUACUUUUUCUUCAAAGACAACGAUGAACAGAAUCAUCUUGCUCCAGCACUUUGCUCGGUACUCCAUCAGCUUUUUAGCCAGCGGCCUCAGCUGUUACGUCAUGCUAUACCGUCUUGGGAAAAGAGUGGGGAGAAACUCCGACAAGAGGUUGACGAAUUGUGGAGAAUUUUCACAAGCGCCGUUUUAGCUGAUCAAUCUUGCAAGACAAUUUGCAUAUUCGAUGCGCUUGAUGAAUGCCGUGAGAUUGAUCAGAAUCGGCUAAUUGAGAAGCUCCAGUCAUUUCACAGCUUGCCACAUCCGCAGACACAGGAUACCUGGUUAAAAUAUCUGGUCACCAGUCGCCCCUAUGAUGAUAUCCAGAAUGGUUUCCAAGCGAUUACGGACACUUUCCCGCACAUCCACCUAAGGGGGGAGAAGGAAAAUGAUCAGAUUCACCAAGAAAUUGAUCUUGUUGUGAAGAUACGAGUGAAGGAGCUCGCGAAAAGAGCGGAGCUGUCAAGGGACACAGAGCAGCGGCUGGAGCAACAGCUUCUGCAAAUGGAGCACCGUACAUAUCUCUGGCUACAUUUAGCUAUGGAUGACAUUCGAUCUACACUCGAGGAUAGCCUUCGCCCAGCUGAGGAGCCAAUGCAGGUAAUACCUCGAUCAGUAAAUGAGGCAUAUGAGAAAAUCCUUAGUCGAGUGCCAUCCCGUCAAGUGGAAGUUGCGAGAAAGAUUUUACAACUUAUCGUGGCAGCACGGCGCCCUUUGACAACAACGGAAAUGGCCAUGGCGCUCGGUAUAGCCAUCUCUCCACAAUCCCGGACUGCAGCAGAGGCUGGACUUGAGCCAUCCCGGAUCGAGAGAAAGCUGCGUCGAUUAUGUGGUCUUUUUGUUUUCAUCAACAACUCCAAGAUCUACUUGAUUCAUCAGACAGCAAGGGAAUUUCUUGUCCAGAAGAGUAGUUCUAACAGCGCCAACUUAUUAUACUCCUGGAGCUUGACUGACUCCGAGGAUCAAAUGGCUGUUAUCUGUUUGCGAUACCUGCUGAUGGAGGAUCUGGAACGCGAUGAUGAGGACUCAAACUCUAACAUUCGAAGCUUUUUAAAUUACUCAGCAUCAUAUUGGCCGGACCACAAACGAAAGAUGAGUCUGACCCAAGACCAAGAAGCGACCAGUCAAGUUCUCCAGAUGUACAAUACAAGUAGAAAAGGAUUUUCGUUAUGGUUCCCCAUCUUUUGGAGGGCUAUAGAGACUUACAGGUAUCCACCAUCAAUGACUGCUUUACAUUUGGCAUCGCUUAACGGACAUGAGCGGGAGGUUGCGUUCUUACUCUCUCUUGGUGGAAAGGACAUCAAUUCGACCGAUAGCACUGGAAGCUAUCCUAUUACCUUGGCCUCCCAGAAUGGCUAUGAGAAUGUCGUGCAGCUCUUGCUGGAGAAGGGAGCUAAGAUCAACGCCCAAGGUGGAGAAUACGCCAAUGCUCUCCAAGCUGCGUCUCUUAGAGGACAUGACAAGAUUGUGCAGUUGCUGGUUGAGAAAGGAGCUGAGAUCAACGCCCAAGGUGGAAGAUACGGCAAUGCUCUCUAUGCUGCAUCUCUUGGAGGACAUGACAAGAUUGUGCAGUUGCUGGUUGAGAAAGGAGCUGAGAUCGACGCCCAAGGUGGAACAUACGGCAAUGCUCUCCAAGCUGCGUCUCUUAGAGGACAUGACAAGAUUGUGCAGUUGCUGGUUGAGAAAGGAGCUAAGAUCAACGCCCAAGGUGGAGAAUACGCCAAUGCUCUCCAAGCUGCGUCUUUUGAAGGACAUGACAAGAUUGUGCAGUUGCUGGUUGAGAAAGGAGCUGAGAUCAACGCCCAAAGUGGAUUUUACGGUAAUACUCUCCAAGCUGCGUCUGUUGGAGGACAUGACAAGAUUGUGCAGUUGCUGGUUGAGAAAGGAGCUGAGAUCAACGCCCAAGGUGGAAGAUACGGCAAUGCUCUCCAAGCUGCGUCUCUUGGAGGACAUGACAAGAUUGUGCAGUUGCUGGUUGAGAAAGGAGCUGAUAUCAACGCCCAAAGUGGAUUUUACGGCAAUGCUCUCCAAGCUGCAUCUUUUGGAGGACAUGACAAGAUUGUGCAGUUGCUGGUUGAGAAAGGAGCUGAGAUCAACGCCCAAAGUGGAUUUUACGGCAAUACUCUCCAAGCUGCGUCUGUUGGAGGACAUGACAAGAUUAUGCAGUUGCUGGUUGAGAAAGGAGCUGAGAUCAACGCCCAAGGUGGAUAUUACGGCAAUGCUCUCCAAGCUGCGUCUUAUGAAGGACAUGACAAGAUUGUGCAGUUGCUAGUUGAGAAAGGAGCUGAGAUCAACGCCCAAGGUGGAAGAUACGGCAAUGCUCUCCAAGCUGCGUCUCUUGGAGGACAUGACAAGAUUGUGCAGUUGCUAGUUGAGAAAAAAGCUGAGAUCAACGCCCAAGGUGGAGAAUACGCCAAUGCUCUCCAAGCUGCGUCUUAUGAAGGACAUGACAAGAUUGUGCAGUUGCUAGUUGAGAAAGGAGCUGAGAUCAACGCCCAAGAUGUAGAAUACGCCAAUGCUCUCCAAGCUGCGUCUUAUAAAGGACAUGACAAGAUUGUGCAGUUGCUGGUUGAGAAAGGAGCUAAGAUCAACGCCCAAGGUGGAGAAUACGCCAAUGCUCUCUAUGCUGCAUCUCUUGGAGGACAUGACAAGAUUGUGCAGUUGCUGGUUGAGAAAGGAGCUGAGAUCAACGCCCAAGGUGGAGAAUACGCCAAUGCUCUCCAAGCUGCGUCUUCAAGAGGACAUAACAGUAGUGGAGUACUUACCAUGCGCUAG